AUCAGUCUCCUCCAUACCUUUCGUCUCACCCUGUCCGCAAUGCAACCCUUCUUCGACGAUCGUCGUCAACUCACAGAACAUGCACGCGAGAUCGCUGCUCGCCUUGCUUUCAGGCAGCCUCGUGCUGGCUUCCCGCCUUGCGACGUUCAAACAGCCGUACGAUGAUCUCAAGCAGCAAGCUGUGGCGGCCGCAAAGUACCCUGCUCAAGCGAUGAAAGUGCCUGUCGACCACUUUGACAAGUCGAACAAAGACAUGUUCGAGCUCCGCUAUUGGGUGUCGCUUGAGUACUUCAAGACCAAUGGACCCGUUGUGAUCCUGUUGGCUGGCGAGACCGAUGCAGAGGGUCUCACCUUUGCCUUCGAUGCUCCACAUCUCGGUGGAAGGAUCGCAAGCCGUAUCGGUGCGGCCCUCGUGGUCGUCGAGCAUCGCUUCUAUGGCCAAUCGCACGUCACAGCCGAUCUCUCAACUGACUCGCUUCGCUUCCUGACUACCGCUCAAGCCUCAGCCGACUAUGAGUACUUUUCUCGUCGCUUCAACUUUGCUGGACACGAUCUGUCAGCGCCCAAGAGCUUUCACAUGAUCACGGGCGCGUCCUAUGCUGGCGGCAUCGCCGCACGCUGCAGGAAGCUGUACCCUGGUGUCUUCCCAGCUGCCAUAGCAUCGAGCGCGCUCCUGGAAGCACAGCUAGAUUUGUGGUCGUACUAUGAAGCUCCUCGCAAGUACGGACCCCCUCAGUGCAUCCGGAACGUGCAAGUGUCGAUAUACGUAAUCGAUCAGCUCCUCAAGCACUCUGUAGAGAUGAGCAGGGCCAUCAAAGAUGCCUUUCACGUCAAAGGAGAGGCUCACAACGAUGACUUAUCAUUCUGGCUCGCUAUCGGUCUUCAGACUUACCGGGAGAAGAAUUGGUACACCAAGCACACGUCGUUUGACGCCUUCUGCUCAAAUAUGACCGCAACGAUGCGUCAUUCGGCAGCCGACAAGGUCACAAUGGCUCGUCUUGUUGAACAAUCCGGCUUCAUGACGUCCAAGUGGCAUGAGCACGAGACAAUCGACAAGGUGACUGAGGUGAUGCUCAACUACGUGGUCUGGCAAGACGCCGUGCAGCGGGCAUAUGGCUGCAACGGCUUGGCCUUUGAUGCAUGCUGGAACUUCCACGAUUCUCACGUGGAUCUCACCUAUGCCAACACCGGCAGGCUCUGGCUCUCGCAAGUCUGCAAGGAAGUCGGGCUCUUCCAAACGGGCUCGGCGCCUGUCAGUCAGCUCUCGCUCGUCAGCAGAGCAUACUCUGUAGCGAGCGAACUUGAGGUCUGUCGGCUGAACUUCCCUCGUGGCGACAGGUUUGAGUUCCCAGCCAAGCCAGAGGUCAAAGCCUGGAAUGCUGUCACUGAUGGAUGGAACAUCGACCUACCCUGGCUAGCCCAUUUCGUUGGCGAGAAGGAUAUGUGGCGCGUCAUCGGACCUGCAGCACCUGGUGCGCCCCCUCGCAAGAGCACGCCCGAGAAGCCAUUCUAUAUCAUCGAGGGCGGCUACCACGGCUCAGACGUGAUAGGUCUGGACCCCUCCUUUGGCGAUAUUGAGGUACCACGAGCAAUCUUGGCUGCUCAGGAGAUUCAGAACGAGUUUGCUGAAGCGGCUUACGCUGCUUGGAGGGCUCGCAAGGCUUAGCUAGCCCGAGCCGAGGCUGACCCGUGAUCAAUGC
Messenger RNA from Mixia osmundae IAM 14324, 1700 nucleotides. RefSeq lists its product as uncharacterized. The coding region runs from base 80 to 1666 and encodes 528 amino acids. Gene Ontology annotation, molecular function: dipeptidyl-peptidase activity; serine-type exopeptidase activity. Gene Ontology annotation, biological process: proteolysis. NCBI's taxonomy places the organism in Eukaryota, Fungi, Basidiomycota, Mixiomycetes, Mixiales, Mixiaceae. The transcript has a single exon. The record is from RefSeq and is a predicted model, not a curated record.